This is a messenger RNA of Erpetoichthys calabaricus (reedfish), 3705 nucleotides long. It is a transcript of the gene top3a, whose product is annotated as DNA topoisomerase III alpha. The record is from RefSeq and is a predicted model, not a curated record. Gene Ontology annotation, molecular function: DNA binding; DNA topoisomerase type I (single strand cut, ATP-independent) activity; zinc ion binding. Gene Ontology annotation, cellular component: chromosome; nucleus. The transcript is spliced from 20 exons. Lineage: Eukaryota; Metazoa; Chordata; Cladistia; Polypteriformes; Polypteridae. Bases 209 to 3232 code for a protein of 1007 amino acids. Gene Ontology annotation, biological process: DNA topological change.
GAAAAUAACGUCAUCAGGAGCGACGGAAAUGGACGUGGAUGCGGAGCUUUUCCAUCCCGCGAAUUUGACUGCCUGUGAUUGCCUGACUGCCAGUAAACAUUUCAAUUUUUAGGUGGACGUAGUUAUUACAAACACCACUUAGACUUUAAGAUGAAGAUGACUUUUCAAGUACCUUGUAGGUGUAAUUCCUACAUAAGCUCUCCAUGUGAUGGUCUUUAAAAGAUUGCUGUGUGCAGGAUCCAGGCUGUUACAUGUGAGUGCCAAAAGAUUAUUCUGCAGCUCCCCAGAAGCCAUGAGGAGGAUUCAGAUUAAAAAAGUCUUGUGUGUGGCAGAGAAAAAUGAUGCUGCAAAGGGCAUUGCUGAGAUUCUGUCCAAUGGAAGAGCAAGAAGGAAAGAAGGUCUUUCACGGUUUAAUAAAAUAUAUGAGUAUGAGUACCAGAUGUUUGGACAGAAUGUUACAGUUCUCAUGACCUCCGUUUCUGGGCAUCUAUUAGCACUUGAGUUUAAGGCUCCCUUUAACAAAUGGCACAGUUGUAAUCCAGUAGUUUUAUUUGAUGCUGAAGUUGAGAAAUACUGUCCUGAAAACUAUGUGGAUAUCAAGAGAACUCUGGAGAGAGAAAGUCGUCAUUGUGAUGCCCUUGUAAUCUGGACUGAUUGUGAUCGUGAGGGAGAGAAUAUUGGCUUUGAGAUCACAGAAGUCUGUAAAGCAGUGAAGCCAAACCUUCAAGUGUUCCGAGCACGUUUUUCUGAGAUAACACCUAAUUCCAUCAGAAAUGCAUGGCAGAAUCUGUCAGAGCCAGAUCUCAAUACCAGUGAUGCUGUUGAUAUUAGGCAAGAACUGGACCUCCGAAUUGGUGCUGCAUUCACAAGAUUUCAGACUUUACGGCUUCAGAAGAUUUUUCCUAAUGUGCUCUCUGAUCAGUUAAUCAGUUAUGGCAGCUGUCAAUUUCCUACAUUGGGCUUUGUUGUGGAAAGAUUUAAAGCCAUUCAGGCUUUUAUUCCAGAAACAUUUUACAAAAUUAAAGUAACCCAUGAAACUGACGAUGGAGUUGUGGAUUUCAACUGGAAAAGAUACAGGUUGUUCAGUCAUACUGCGUGUUUGGUUCUCUAUCAGAUAUGCAUGGAGAGUCCCAUUGCCAAAGUAAUUGAAGUUUCCAGUAAGCCAAAAAGUAAAUGGAGACCUCUGCCUCUUGACACCAUUGAGCUUGAAAAGCUGGCAUCUCGGAAGCUCAAGAUAAAUGCAAAGGAGACCAUGAAAAUAGCAGAGAAACUGUACACCCAAGGGUUUAUAAGCUAUCCACGUACUGAAACAAAUAUUUUUCCUAAAGGCCUAAACCUUAGUUCUCUAGUGGAGCAGCAAACUCAGGAUGACCGCUGGGGUGCAUUUGCCCAGGGUAUUUUGGACAGGGGUGGGCCAACUCCUCGUAAUGGGACAAAAUCUGAUCAGGCUCAUCCCCCAAUCCACCCAACUAAAUAUACCAACAACCUUCAGGGAAACGAGCAGCGUGUAUAUGAAUUCAUUGUUCGUCAUUUUCUGGCCUGCUGCUCCCAGGACGCACAAGGGAUGGAAACCACAGUUGACAUUGACAUUGCCAAAGAGCAGUUCUCAGCUCAUGGCUUAAUGAUUAUUGCAAGAAACUACUUGGAUGUCUAUCCUUAUGAUAAGUGGACUGCAAAGGUUAUUCCUGUUUAUGAACAGGGGUCGCAAUUUCAGCCAUCCACUAUUGAAAUGGUAGAUGGUGAGACCAGUCCACCGCAGCUGCUUACUGAAGCUGAUCUCAUUGCCCUAAUGGAGAAACAUGGCAUUGGCACAGAUGCAACACAUGCAGACCACAUAGAAACAAUAAAGUCGAGGAUGUAUGUUGGACUUACAGCAGAUCAAAGGUUUCUCCCAGGGGAGUUAGGAAUGGGAUUAGUUGAAGGAUAUGAUUCCAUGGGUUAUGAAAUGUCUAAACCAGACUUGAGAGCAGAGCUUGAAGCUGACCUAAAGUUAAUCUGUGAAGGGAGAAAAGAUAAAUUUACAGUAUUGAGGCAGCAAAUACAAAAAUACAAACAAGUCUUUAUUGAAGCAGCAAGAAAAGCAAAAAAACUAGAUGAAGCACUGUCCAGUUAUUUUGGUGAGGCAAGAGAAUUCACUGAGAGUGAACAGAUUCAAAUGGAGAUUCCCCUUCCAGUACGGAAAUGUCCGCAGUGCAACAAGGACAUGGUGCUAAGAGCAAAAAAAGAUGGCAAAGGGUUUUACUUGUCAUGUACAGGCUACCCUGGAUGCAGAGUGGCUGUAUGGUUCCCUGAUUCAGUUCUUGAAGUCAGCAGAGAUGAAAGUGUCUGUCCUACUUGCCGUCCACAUCCUGUGCAAAUGAUGAAGUUUAAAUUCAAGAGAGGAAGUCUUCCACCCACAAUGCCUCUGGAAUUUGUUGGCUGUAUUGGGGGUUGUGAUGAAAUGCUGAAUGAAAUUCUUGAUCUUAAAUAUUUAAGGGGUGUUGGUAGCCAAGAAACAAUCUCUCAGGCCAGACCAGCAUCUGCAACUAACCAUCUGCAUAACAGUCAGCCUCGGAAUCCGCUAAACAGGACAAGUGUUGGCCAUCGACAUCCAUCAAACUCCAAAGAAAACAGAAGUGAAUUCAAAUUGCCUGGCAUUAGCCCUCCCCCAACUGUACCAACUGGAGACAAUGCCAUUGUCUGUAACUGUCAACAAGAUGCUAUUCUGUUAACCGUAAAAAAGGAAGGACCAAACCAGGGGCGGCAAUUCUACAAGUGCAGUACUGGAAAUUGCAACUUCUUUUUGUGGGCAGAUCAACAGGCACAUGGGGGAGACAAUAUGGCAAACAGAAGCUUCUUAACCUCAGUACAGCCUCUCCAGUCUGUAAACCCAUUUCAGUGCUCUAGUUCAAAUGUUUAUGCAGGCAGUGGAGGAGACAAUGUUGUGUGCAGAUGUAAUGAACCCACAGUGAGGCGCACAGUAAUGAAGGAUGGGCCUAAUAAAGGACGCCCUUUUCACACAUGUCCAAAACCCAGGGAACAGCAGUGCGGCUUCUUCCAGUGGGCUGAUGAAAACGUGCCUCCAGGAUCAACUGGAGAGGAGUUUGCAGGAGCCAGAAGAGGAGGUGGUCCAAAGACAAAGAGACCAAGUCCCAGUUUCACCGUUAAUGGAUCUACAAUGAAGCGACAGCGGACAUGUGGCAUCUGCCACCAGCCAGGCCACACCAAAACCAAAUGCCCUCAGCGUCAAUGAAGGUGGACAUCUAGAAAUUGCUUGAUUUGAAUUGCACAUGAGAAUAUAAAUAUUUAACUCCUUUUAUAAAAGGGACUGUGGCCUGGAUUCUCUGUCCUAUUCAAGACUGUAAUGGAGCACAUUACUUGUUUGGGCCAUAGUGGCAAUCACAUAUAAAGAUAUGAUUACCAUUAAAAAGGACUGUGUCAUACCAGUCAAAGCUAGUCAGCGGCUUGGUUUUAUUAUUCAAGAAUACGUCUGGUGUAAGACAUAGUAUUGUUAAGAAUUGUUCAGAUUUUGUUGUUGGAAGAGUUUCAGAAAUGAAAGCUCUAUGGUUUUAUUGGAUACUUUGGAAAUCAGUGAAAUAAUGGCUUAAUACAUAAAUCAGAAAUGUUUCAGUUACAGAUUAGGACAAUAUGCAUUAGUUUUAAGGUAUUUGCACUCAAGUUUUACCUUUCAGUUUAUAGCAGAAUUAAAAAAUGUAUAAUACCUGU